Mycena indigotica is the source of this 480-nucleotide messenger RNA. RefSeq lists its product as uncharacterized. The record is from RefSeq and is a predicted model, not a curated record. The transcript is spliced from 3 exons. Lineage: Eukaryota; Fungi; Basidiomycota; Agaricomycetes; Agaricales; Mycenaceae. The coding region runs from base 1 to 480 and encodes 159 amino acids.
AUGCAUUCUGAGUACAAGAGGCCGAGCGGGAAAGCUUCAAAGGGAAUCGGAUGGAAUACUGGUGCCGCUACCAUCCUCUCGCUCCAACGCUCGCCUCUCUCGACCACGUUGGUCUCUCGUCAUGUCAUAGCUGCAGACGCGCUGGGUACUGAGCUCAAUUUCGCCCAUAUUCAGACCAUGAAGGUUUCUAACUCAGUUGCAACUCAAAAGUUUCGCCUCUGUUUUCACUGCCCGCCGGAGCGCCUCCCUCACAUCUGCGUCGACAAUUUAUUGCGGUUAGAAGACAAGACGGCCGAGCAGAAGAGCUUAGUGCAGAAUUGGAUGGAAAAAAGAUGUAGCAUGUUUCUGCGCAUGCCCCAGCAUCCCUCUUUUCCACUCCUGCCCACUCCUUACCAGCAUCUCGAGUCCACGCUAUCGAUAUUCCCCCCUUUCCAUUCCCAACGAUUCAAUGCAUCCGUCGGCCUUGUCUCUUGGCCAUAA